CUGCUCGUAGAUCCUCUUUAGGUCCGGGCAUGGAGUGAUUGAACGUACCAACCAACCUGUACGAUACGCGAACGUACAUAGUAGAAACUCAGUAAGUCGAGGAGAGGCCGGACUACUUCACUGGAUUCGCCGCAGUACGUCUCCUUGCUUCGUUCGACUUGGAGGCAGUCGAGAAUUGCUCGCACACCCGAGAACACACACCUAUUCUCAGUGGAACUCUGUGCACUUCGCAUCCCAUCCCUCGCAUUUCCCUUUGGUGCGUGUGCGUGCCAUGAAUGUGCAUGAAUGUGAGUGAGUGCAGUGAGUUCGGUGGCCGUGGUUGAUUUCCUCGAGUUUUGCUGCUUGUCGACUGCCAUUCAAAAGACACACACACACACACAUACACACAAAGGCACACAGGGUCCAUUCCGGCCGACUAUCCGUCGUCCAUCCGUCUCUACGUCCAUCCGUCUAUCCGACCAACGUCAGGUGGUUCCACCUGAUUGACUUGUAUUUUGAGAAACUUAUCUAUCAAAAAAAUAAGAAAAACGAGUUAGCUCACCAGGGCCGUGGUGAAUUGCCAUGUUUGGGAAGAAGACCAAGAAACACCACAACCCGUACUCCCCGUCACAAGAUCGCGGUGAGCCGGAUGGGGGCUACGAGGGCGAUAACCGCGUGGAACAAGGCCGAACACCCAUCCCCAACGCCCAUUUGAGCGCCCACGAGGACAACAAUGUCCAACCGGAUCCCAAGCCCAAGCUCACUUUCCACUGCCAACAAGCCCAAGGGAGUCCGACUGGGAUCAUUUCCGGCUUCACCAAUGUCAAGGAGUUGUACCAGAAAAUCGCUGUCUGCUAUGACCUGAAGCCCUCCGACAUUCUCUUUUGCACCCUAAAUACGCAUAAAAUCGACAUGAAAAUGCUUCUGGGAGGUCAAAUUGGUCUCGAUGACUUCAUAUUCGCCCAUGUUAAAGGCCAAAACAAAGAGAUCCAAUUGGAAAAGACACAAGAAGCUCUAGGGUUGACCAUCACAGACAAUGGUGCGGGCAUUGCCUUCAUAAAACGCAUUAAAGAUGGCAGUGUGAUUAGCAAUUGUCCACAUAUCAAGGUCGGUGAUCAUAUUGAGAAGCUGAAUGGGGUUGAGUUAGUGGGUUGUCGGCAUUUUGAAGUGGCCAAAGCCUUAAAGGAGAUCCCCAAAGAUUCCACGUUCACAAUCAGACUUGUGGAGCCGUUGUCGUCUUGGGCGGACAUUGGACCUCGUUCCAAUAAAACUGGUUCAAAAUCCGUGAAAAACGGUAUGAAGACGCUUCGAUUCCGAGCCAACGAAUCCGCGGUGAUUGAAGACGUAGAUGAUAAAAAAAUGGCCGCACAAGAUAAGAUUAACCAAUUGCUGGAAAACUUUAUGGGAAUCAAUGACGAAGACCUAGCUUCUCAAAUCUAUGACUUGGGAAUAACUCAAUCAAACACGUUGGACUUUGCCGAAGCCAUCGACGAUUCCGAUCUCGGAGCUUUUGGCUUCACUGAUGACUUCAUCUUUGAGCUGUGGGGUGCCAUCACCGAUGUCAAAUCUGGACGAGUGUAGAUAUCCCGUCCCCGAAGUGUUGUCAACCCAUCAUUGAGUCUAAAGGUCUGAAGGUCCAAACCGCAGAACCCACUCGUCUUCUGAACCAACCAAAGUUGUCAACACAAACCAAUUGGGCACUGCAUUAUUCGGUGCCCAUCAAUGGCCAUUUCGAAUGCGUGUCUAGCUAAUUCAAGUCGUUCUCAUGUGCAAUUUGAUCAUCCUUGUCAAAUAAAAGGACAAAACCA
Molecule: messenger RNA, 1787 nt
Organism: Tigriopus californicus
Lineage: Eukaryota; Metazoa; Arthropoda; Copepoda; Harpacticoida; Harpacticidae
Gene: kermit
Product: PDZ domain-containing protein GIPC3-like
Exons: 6
Coding region: 562-1560 (332 amino acids)
Molecular function (GO): protein binding
Source: RefSeq, a predicted model, not a curated record